ACAACACAGGAAGAGCAUGAGUUAGGCUGCUGUUGUUUUUACUCUGUAAUCCAGGAGAUUUCAGCUCUCUGACUUCUGCUGCUUAAACUGUGACAGAAUGGACUCACUGUCAUGGCCGGGAGACCUCAGCAGCUUCGCUCUGUCACCUUCCAACCUUGUGCCUUUACUGCUCUUCUUCGUGGUGUUUUAUCUGGUUCAUUUUUACCAGAAGCUGCGGGGCAUCUACAGGAACAUCCCUCCAGGUCCGCAGCCGUGGCCGGUGGUCGGUAACUUCGGCGGCUUGCUCCUCCCUCCCUUCAUCAGGAGAUGGUCCGGACAGACUUCCAACCCGAACAUAGGAGUCAUGGAGGCUCUAACGUCCCAAGCCAACGUCUACGGGAACAUCUACAGCCUGUUUGUAGGCAGUCAGCUGCUCGUUGUUCUGAACGGCUAUGAGGUGGUGAAGGAUGCCCUGUCCAACCAUCCAGACGUCUUCUCAGACAGGCCAGAUGUUCCUGCUAUCUCCAUACUCACCAAGCGCAAAGGAAUAGUGUUUGCACCUUAUGGGCCGGUCUGGAGGAAGCAGCGGAAGUUCUGCCACGCUACCCUCAGAAACUUCGGCCUGGGAAGGUUGAGUUUGGAGCCGUGCAUUCAACAGGGUGUGGCCUCGGUCAAAGCAGAACUGCUGAGACUCAACGAAGAGCGCGGUGGCUCCGGCGUGGACCCCUCAAAGCUGAUCAGCAACGCCGUGUCAAACGUCAUCUGCUCUCUGAUCCUGGGUCAGCGCUUCCAUCACGAGGAUCCCGAGUUCCGCACCAUCCUGGACCUGAUGUCCCGGGGUUUGGAGAUCUGCAUAAACAGCUCUGCAGUCCUCAUCAACAUCUUCCCAUUGCUCUACUAUCUGCCCUUCGGCGUCUUUAAGGAAUUACGGCAGGUGGAAAGAGACAUCACGGUGUUCCUGAAGAAGAUUAUUGGAAACCACGGUGAGACUUUAGAUCCUGACAAUCCCAGGGAUCUCACAGACAUGUACCUGAUGGAGAUGUUGACACAGCAAGCAGCAGGAGAGGAGGGCAGCAGCUUCACAGAGGACUAUCUCUUUUAUAUAAUAGGAGACCUCUUCAUUGCUGGAACUGACACCACUACCAAUUCAGUUCUGUGGGUUCUGCUAUACAUGGUCUUAUACCCUGAUAUCCAAGACCAGGUCCAGGCAGAGAUCGACACAGUUGUGGGCAGACAGCGUCCUCCAUCUUUGACUGACAGAGGACGUUUGCCUUUCACUGAAGCCGCCAUCAUGGAAGUGCAGAGACUUACUGCAGUGGUUCCUCUCAGCAUUCCUCACAUGGCGUCAGAGACCACAGAGUUCAGGGGCUAUACUAUUCCCAAGGGUACGGUUAUUAUGCCCAACCUAUAUUCAGUCCAUCGAGAUCCCAGUGUGUGGGAUGAUCCAAAUGCUUUCAACCCGGCUCGGUUCCUGGAUGAUGAAGGAAAACUGCUGAGGAGAGAGUUCUUCAUACCGUUUGGUAUUGGUCGCCGGGUGUGCAUGGGCGAGCAGCUGGCUAAAAUGGAGUUGUUCCUGACCGUCACCGGUCUGCUGCAGGCCCUCAAAUUCCGGCUCCCAGAUGGGAAACCUGCUCCGUCUCUGCAGGGUCGGUUCGGCCUGACGCUGGCUCCCUGUCCCUUCGCUGUGUGUAUGAGUGCUCGGAGUCAGGAUGGUUUCAGGUAGACCGGCUGCUGGGGCCUUUAAGGACCUGAAAGAAACCUGAAGAUGCUUCUCAGGUCUCCUGAAGAGACUGUGUUUUUAAACCAAAAAGUGGCACUUUGCAACAUUUUAUUAAUUGUUCAUUUCAAGAAUAUUUCUCUGAUUAGUCAAAAUAUAUUUCACAAAAAUAUUUUAGGCUAUUUCACAUGUUAAAAUAAUCGCAUGUUUAAUUACUUUUAUUUGUUUAGCACUUUGAAAAAAGUUUUUUUCAUUUAAAAAAAUUAAUUUUAUUCUGUUGAUAAGGUCAGUGUUUAUUGUCAGGUGAUUCUAUGAAAUACCAGAUGAAAAUUUUAUUGUUUCAUGCCCAGAUUUGCUGCAUAAUUAUCUCUGUAUAUUAAUUAUGGAGAAAAGCUUUUAUUUUCCUCUCUGUAGUGUAAUACCAUGUUGAACUGAAAGUUCGAAAACUAAUAACAGAUUAUUGCCAUAUUUUGUUUAAAGAAAAAGUGUUUCUGGUUCAGCUUUGUGGCAAAUAAUGGAUGCAGCUUUAGGAAUAUUUUAACAGAAAAACCUUCAUCGACUCAAGGUCUAUCGACUAAGGUUUAUUUUUUCAGAACAACAUUAAUGUGAAAUGACAUGACUGAUCUAAAAGUAAUUAAAACAUUAUUGGAAAAUA
Molecule: messenger RNA, 2351 nt
Organism: Girardinichthys multiradiatus
Lineage: Eukaryota; Metazoa; Chordata; Actinopteri; Cyprinodontiformes; Goodeidae
Gene: cyp2u1
Product: cytochrome P450 2U1
Exons: 5
Coding region: 98-1702 (534 amino acids)
Biological process (GO): xenobiotic metabolic process
Cellular component (GO): cytoplasm; intracellular membrane-bounded organelle
Molecular function (GO): oxidoreductase activity, acting on paired donors, with incorporation or reduction of molecular oxygen, reduced flavin or flavoprotein as one donor, and incorporation of one atom of oxygen; iron ion binding; heme binding
Source: RefSeq, a predicted model, not a curated record